AUGAGAAGCACGCUCGCGCUGCUCGUCGCCUCCCUGUGCGGGGCGACCGCCUUCGUCGCUCCGGCGGCGGCGCCGCUGCAGUCAGUCUCGCGCUGCGCGUCCCCCGCCAUGAUUAGCCAUGGCAAGGGGUUCCGCAAGCUGAACAAGCCUGCGGACCAGCGCAAGGCUCUGCUGCGCUCGCUCACGACCGAGCUGAUCCGCCACGGCAAGAUCCAGACGACGCUCGCGCGGUGCAAGGAGGUCCGCAAGACGACAGACCACAUGGUUACCCUCGCCAAGGACGGAUCGCUGCACGCGCGCCGGCAGGCGGGAGGGCGGCUACACGCGAGUGCUCAAGGACGGCUUCCGCAAGGGAGACAACGCGGAGAUGGGAAUCAUCGAGCUGGUCUGAGGUGCGGGGCUGCGGCGGGGGCAGGCAUGCGUGUGUACCCUUCUCCUCGGCUGGUGUGAACCGAGUGUGCUCCCUCUUCUCUUUUGCCUUCGGAUUCGCAUUCGGUUUUGUGCCACUCUUGUUCUCUUCGCUGCCCGACAUCGAUCGCGUUGAUUCUCGUGGUUGUGGUUCUAAGAGAGUAGAGUCUAGAGAGACCCACGCAAAAUGAUAUAAGUAAUAAA
This is a messenger RNA of Emiliania huxleyi CCMP1516, 612 nucleotides long. RefSeq lists its product as hypothetical. The transcript is spliced from 4 exons. The coding region runs from base 1 to 450 and encodes 149 amino acids. Gene Ontology annotation, biological process: translation. Gene Ontology annotation, molecular function: structural constituent of ribosome. Gene Ontology annotation, cellular component: cytosolic large ribosomal subunit; ribosome. The record is from RefSeq and is a predicted model, not a curated record. Lineage: Eukaryota; Haptophyta; Isochrysidales; Noelaerhabdaceae.